This is a messenger RNA of Planococcus citri (citrus mealybug), 2154 nucleotides long. Its product is annotated as aminopeptidase N-like. Gene Ontology annotation, molecular function: zinc ion binding; metalloaminopeptidase activity; peptide binding. The record is from RefSeq and is a predicted model, not a curated record. The transcript is spliced from 7 exons. Gene Ontology annotation, biological process: proteolysis; peptide catabolic process. Lineage: Eukaryota; Metazoa; Arthropoda; Insecta; Hemiptera; Pseudococcidae. Bases 74 to 1339 code for a protein of 421 amino acids. Gene Ontology annotation, cellular component: cytoplasm.
CAAACGAUUGGCACUAUUUUCGACCCCCACCCCCACAUGGUCGGGGCUGGCCACACGGAGCCAAUCUCAACCAAUGUUUUCCAACACUCAACCAAUGACUUGGCUGACCACCAGUGAGCCUAUGCAAUUAGAAGAACGUGUUCUGAACACGGAUUGGAUUUUGUUCAACGUUCAACACUCUGGAUAUUAUAGAGUCAACUACGAUACUGAGAACUGGUACCUUUUAAUUGACCAACUGCAACAAGAUCAUAGGAAAAUACACGUCUUGAAUAGAGCUCAACUAAUCGAUGACGCGUUUGCUUUAGCUUACGAUGAGCAUUUGAGCUAUGCGAUAGCUCUAAAGUUGGCUGAUUACUUACCAAAGGAAACAGAAAUGAUUCCUUGGUACGCAGCCAUCAAGGCAUUCAAUAGACUUCGGUUGAAAUUGCACGAUUCUCCUAACUACGAAUUUUUCCAAAGCUACUUGCGCAAUUUAGCCAAAAAUUCUAUCAAAAUAUUCAAGUUCCGUAUGUCAUUGACAGACUAUCAUAUCGAGAGAAUAGUAAAACCUCAAUUCUUGAUGCUGGCUUGCGAAAUGGGCAUCGAAGAUUGCAUUGAAAACUCACUCAACGAGUACAACUCUCAUAAAGACAACCUCGUCAACGUCCAACCUGAUUUAAAUGAUGUGGUGUUUUGUCACGCUUUAAUCAAUUCGAAAGAUCAACAAACAGUGUUCAUUAACUUAUGGAACGAGUACACAAAGAGUAAAAUUCCUUUUGAAAAAACCCAAAUCCUCACUGCACUCAGUUGUGCCUCAGAUGAAGGUGUUAUCAGAAACAUAUUAACGAAGAUGACCAACCCAAACAAUAAAGAAAUUCAAAAACAGGACAGAUCCUAUUUCUUGACUCCGUUGGCUACAAGAAUGUCUGGCAUCACAGCAGCCUUAAGAUUUGCAAUAGGAGAAACCGAGACGAUAAACCGAAUGGAGGAUGGAAUUUCAUUCUUCAAAGACCUUCUGCGACCGAUGGAAAACAACAUCAGAAGCCAAUAUCAAGUAGAACAGUUGAAAAACUUGGAAAACGCGUUAAAUUUGCUCGAUGAAAAUAAAUACGGCGAGAUCAUUUCCAUAAUCAAACAUCUUCAGUCUACUUCCGCAAGUACGAUCAAUUACAACGCUCAGAAGCUAGAUAGAAUGCAGAAAGAAUCUUCACAGUCGGAGGCAGAUACGAAAGUAAUUCCAUCAAAACCUGUUCAACCAUCUGAUCAGCCAUCAAAUUCCGGAGCUGCGAUUACCAUUUUCAAUUUUAAAUUGCAAUUGGUUCUUGUUGGUGUUGCGACUUAUAUGUUGAAUAAUUUUUAAAUGUUCAAAAACGAUGCAUUUAUACUUGACAAAAAAUGAAUACUAAAAUUCAAAAUCGAAAAUUCGCAAUUUUUUCGUUUUUUUUUAGCCUUUUGGCGUUUGAAAAUCAGAAUCAAAAAGAGAACAGAAUUGCCAAUUUUGGCCGAGCAAAGGGAGGGCGAAAGCUCUUGAAAAUUCACAAUUCUUCAUUUUUUGAGGGGGGGGGGACAUAAUUUUAUAUUUUCAAAAACAACCAAGUUUGGCAAUUGGAAAGUUUCGAGUAAACCAACAUUAUUUUUGAUGCGAAAAGUCAAUUUUUCUACUCUCUUUGGCCGGAGAAAGGAAAAGUAGAAUGAUCUGGCCCGAGCCAAGCAAGGGUGGGAACUUUUGAAAAUUUAUCAUUCAAGAAGUAAAAACAAAUUCUCAAUUUUUUGCCUGAAUUUUUCUGGAUUGUGAGGAAGUGAGACGUCUUCCACACUUCUCCAUUCAGCACGCCCCUGGAUUUACUAUUCAAAAAUAUAAUAUUAGGUACAUGGUACAUUUUUAAAACUGAGGCCAUCUUCAAACUUGAAAAAAAAAUUCAAGAGAAGGAAUUCUUUCACCCUACCACUAAAUACAGCGUCUCGUACGUUUCUUAUUCAAUUUCAACAAUUAGGCCAUGACCUUAUCAAAUAUGAUAUCACUAGUAUGAAUUUUUAAUGAGUACGAAAUGCAUAUACAUCAAAUCGCAUCCUCUCCGAAGUUAUGUCGUAAUUACCAUCUAUAAUGUACACCAUCUCUGCUGAAAAAAAAAAACAGUGUAGUGUAAACUAUAACCCAAAUAUACAGUGAACGUG